This is a messenger RNA of Petromyzon marinus (sea lamprey), 2255 nucleotides long. It is a transcript of the gene DPH6, whose product is annotated as diphthamine biosynthesis 6. Gene Ontology annotation, molecular function: diphthine-ammonia ligase activity. NCBI's taxonomy places the organism in Eukaryota, Metazoa, Chordata, Hyperoartia, Petromyzontiformes, Petromyzontidae. The record is from RefSeq and is a predicted model, not a curated record. Gene Ontology annotation, biological process: protein histidyl modification to diphthamide.
CCCCCCCGGGGGGGGGGGGGUGCAGGGAGACAAAGGCGGUGGUUUGACGGGAACGCAGCAGCAGAGCGGACCCGGCGAAGACGGGCACUCGAAAUGUGGAGGCGCAUGGAUUGCGGUUGUGGGGAAGACGAAAGGCGCCCGCGUGUGGCGCUGCUGAUGGGCACUUUUUGAUGUUGGCGUUGAGCAACACGGCAUGCCACUCGUCCCCCCUGGGCAGUUGUUUGGGUGCCGAGUGUCACACGCCGCAAGCUGCCGGCGGCAAGGACAGCUGCUACAACUUGAUGCAAUGCGUGGCUGCCGGCCACCAGGUUGUGGCGCUCGCAAACCUGCAGCCCGUCGGGAAAGACGAGCUGGACAGCUACAUGUACCAGACAGUGGGACACCAGGCCGUGGGCCUGUACGCCGAAGCGAUGGCGCUGCCGCUGUACCGGCGCUCCAUCCAGGGCGAGACGCUGGAGAUGGGCCGAGACUACACGGAGCACGCCGGCGACGAGGUGGAAGACCUCUACCACCUGCUCAAGGAGGUCAAGGAGAAGGAGGCGGUGGAGGGUGUGUCUGUUGGAGCCAUCCUCUCCGAUUACCAGCGUCUGCGCGUCGAGAACGUCUGCGAGCGGCUCGGCCUGACGCCGCUGGCGCUGCUGUGGCAUAGGGAGCAGGAGGAGCUUCUGCAGGAGAUGGUGACCGCUGGCGUGGAGGCCAUCCUCAUCAAAGUGGCCGCACUGGGUCUGGACCCACGCAAGCAUCUCGGGAAGAGCUUGCUUGAGAUGUCGCCACUUCUAGUAUCGCGCUGCCCUGUCCACAGCUCUCGCAAAAGUUCGGGGUCCACGUGUGCGGGGAAGGCGGCGAGUAUGAGACGUUCACCCUCGACUGCCCCAUCUUUCACAAGCGAAUCGUCAUAGACGAGAGCGAAAUGGUCAUCACAUCGGAGGACGACAUCGCUCCUGUCGGAUACCUGCGUUUCCUUCGCAUGCAUCUGGAAGACAAGUCCUGACCACCACUCGUAACAAGAGUUUACUCGCAAAGCGGUAUCGUGGGAGGAACACGUGCUCAACUGCUGAGGAGGAACUUGUGGAAGUGUGGUUUUGCAGCUUGGGAGAAAUUACUUCUCCUUUUACUUUGCACGUAACAAUUCAUCGAUUUAAAUAGACUCUUACGCAGCAAUAUAGUGCAUAACAUUGUUUGUGUGAGAAUUGAUCACAGUACAAUGUAUGCAAAGCAUAUGCAAAUGUUACAUUUAGGAUAAUGGAGCGAAUGAGACUACAAAUGAGACAGAAAGAGAAUUAUGCAAAUGGGAUGGUGACAAUUUCUAAAGGUUAUUAAACUGAAUUGUGACCCAGAUUUGUGGUAUUCAAUCGCAGGUGAAAGGUCCAAACUGUUUCGUCUGUAUUUUGCACAUAAGCAUUAGUUAUGGGUGCAAUACUGCUUGUAAUCAUUGGCCGUGAUGCAAAGUCAUGGCUAUGCCUCUGUGGUGAGCAGUUAUCUGGUGCAGUCUUGCACAAAUCCCAAAUUUAUUGUGGUUAGCAAAACCAAAAUCUUGGGUUAUCUUUAAAAUGUUUGGUAGCUAUGAAGCAAAUUUCCUCCCAAGUGUGCUGCUUGUGGUGUAGAAGAUGACUACUGAUGUGCACUGUUUCAUAAACCUGUGAUGAAUGUUGCUUAAUUUCUAGACAUAUUUUGCUGAACUGUUGUUUAACAGGCCGAUCAGUGACCAAACCCUUUUCCGUUGAGCUGUGGAGGAUAUUGUUAAUUCACAGCUCUCCGUCAAUCCACUGCCUGGCCAUACUGGUUCAGUUAUGGUCAGUGCACGUUGGUGAGAGGGUGGAUCCCAGGACCGGUUUAGAUAUCACUUGCCACUGACAUUCGUCAUUAGCCGGGAAGCAAAUUCGGGUCGCCAGUUUCAUAGCGCAGUGUGCUAACCACUGUGCCACCGCUCCCCCCCCCCCCUGGAGGAUUAUGGGCAAUAAACAAUUAUAACUUAUCGAAAUUAAAUAUUGGUUUAGUUCUAAGCCUGUGGGCCUUUUUGUUAACAAUUUGCAUGUGUUUAAGCAGAAAACUGGGCUAGUUUUGCCUUUUCCAAUUCUCAUCAGCAGAGUCAUACCUGUUUGCAUUGAGGUUACCUUGUGAAGGUUCAACAAAUGUAGCCAACGAAUUGUUAUUUUUAAUACUUGAAAAUAAUGUAGGCAUUCCAUUCUGUGCAAGCUGUUUAUCAGAUAGUUGCAUAUUAAACAUACAUUUUAAAAUAAAAUAUUUUAAUGACA